AUGGCAAUCAACCCAAAGACUGAAUCGACCUCCCCAGCCCUUAUGAAGCCUGCUGCAUACAAUGCAGAAGGGGGGAUUACAAGCCAGCUCUGCACCUGGAUCAGUGCUUUGACUUUGGAUGACGUGCCAGAACUGGUGUGCACCCGAGCCAAAUAUCUCUUCCUGGACGGAAUUGCGUGUGCCUUGGUUGGAGCCCAGGUCCCCUGGUCGAGGAAGGCAUUCGAAGCUUUGUCCAGCUUCGAAGAGCCCGGGAAACAUGUAAUCAUUGGAUACGAGCAGCGCCUUGGAGCAACUGCAGCCGCUACCCUGAACGGCUCAUGGAUCCAGGCUUGCGAGGUCGACGACUACCAUAGCGUAGCUCCUCUGCACUCCCAAGCGGUGGUGAUACCAUCAUUGUUUGCUGCCGCAGUUAGUGCCAAGUAUCAUGCCACGCAUCCACAAGUCACAGUAGGAAAGGACCUGCUCCUAGCCACCAUUGUCGGGUUUGAGGUUGGACCGCGCGUAGGCAUGGCGCUCCACGGGACCGAGGUAUUGGCAAAAGGGUGGCAUUGCGGCUCAAUCUUUGGAGGUCCUGCAGCCGCUGCGAGUUCUUCCAAGCUCCUGGGGCUGUCCCCAGACCAGAUUGAGAACGCAAUCGGAGUAGCUUGCACACAAGCCAGCGGACUGAUGGCCGCCCAAUAUGACGGGAUGGUCAAGCGCAUGCACCACGGAUUUGCCGCCCGCAACGGACUUUUGGGCACAAUGCUUGCCUGGAGCGGGUAUAAGGGAAUCAAAAAGGUCUUUGAGCGGCCGUAUGGCGGGUUUCUGACCAUGUUUGGACUGGGAUCGAAACACACCCCGAGCACCCUUCCCGACGAGAUUACUAAGGACCUGGGGCAAUUCUGGCAUACGGCGGAAUGGAUUCGCUUAAAGCUACAUGCCUGCUGUGGUGGAAUCCAUGGCACAAUCGAGUGCCUCACAGAUAUGCAAGCGCAAUAUCCGGACCGCCUCCGCGGCCUGGAAAAUUUGGCGCAAAUCAAAGAGAUCCACAUCCAACUCAGCGAUGCCGUCUAUCAUCACUGUGGCUGGGCUCCCGAAGAGCGCCCUUUGACUGCGACUGGAGGACAGAUGAACACAGCGUUUGUGGCCGCCUCCCAGCUAGUCGAUGGACAAGUGCUGUUGGAGCAAUUUGCAACUCCCAAUUUGAAUCGUGAUGAGAUCUGGGAUCUGGUCUCUAAGACGCGUUGUACUCAUACAGCGACUCUUGACGAACCAAACAUUGGCUGUGGCUCCAUCAUAAAGAUCACAUUUCAGGAUGGUACGCAAGUUGAGCAAACUCUGCUGCAACCCAAAGGGGUCGACCGGCCCAUCACCAACGCCGAGAUCCUCGAGAAGUUCCGUCGCCUAACAGGAAAUCUGAUCAGCACUGACCGACAGGCCCAGAUUGAGAAUGCGAUACUAGGCAUGGAAGAACUAGCGGACAUCGAGGACUUGAUCAAUCUACUAAGUGUUGUGGUGCCGAAUCCUUUGGAAUAA
Messenger RNA from Penicillium macrosclerotiorum, 1515 nucleotides. Its product is annotated as MmgE/PrpD family protein. Bases 1 to 1515 code for a protein of 504 amino acids. Lineage: Eukaryota; Fungi; Ascomycota; Eurotiomycetes; Eurotiales; Aspergillaceae. The transcript has 2 exons. Gene Ontology annotation, molecular function: lyase activity. The record is from RefSeq and is a predicted model, not a curated record.